UUACCGUUUGUGUGGUCAGGGCUGUGGGUUUCACCUAGGAGGGUUGGGUGGGGCACGGGUAGCAUUAAGGGAUGGAGGCCACUGCGAACGAAUGGCUGUCUCCCUUUUCGCAGCAGCCCUCCCCAACUCCCAGCAGAGAAGGCCCCAGGGCACAGGGCUAGCUUGCUGCUAGAAACCUGAAGGAAAGAGUUAAGAAGGCCGGGCUGAUGGACGCAAAGACAGAACUGUGUUUAUCCAGGAAAAGAGGUCGUACGUAGGCAACGGAGGCCCCUGCCGGCUCCUCCCAGGACUGGGCUGGGGGAGCAAGCUGGAGAGGAAGUUGUUCCCCUCCGGGCUCCGAACGGCUCCUGGCCCGAGGCCAGGACCCAGAGGCGGCCCACAGGUGAGGCCUGAACUCUGGGCGUCAGGCCGAGAGCAUUGCCUUGGAGCUCAAACUCCCAGAGAGAAAGUCGGAACAUCGCGCUCCCUGGGAGUGCGGCGAGCGGGUGCGGUAAGCGCGCUGCGGAGGGCCUCCCGGAAUCAGGCCUCCACGCUGGACUUGGAUCCUCUCGGCCUCUUGGAAUUCGGACUUUCAGCACCCACCCCACCCCCCCACCGCCGCCGCCUCAUGUGGCUCUUGGAGAAAGCUGGCUACAGGGUAGGGGCCGCGGAGCCCAGGGCCGGGUGGGCGCCCUCCAGUUUGUUUCCUAAGCGCCGCACCCCGUGCCCGCUGGCUCGCCCCUGCCCCAACGUCCUCACCCCGGAUCGCAUCCCGCAGUUCUGCAUCCCGCCUCGGCUCCGGGACCCAGGCGUCGCGCAGCCCCACAGCGGCGGGCGCGGCCUCCCCGCGACCUGUUCCCUGCCACACCUGGCGGGCCGCGAAGGCUGGGCCUUCCUACCCGAGAGCCCGCACACGCGCCGGCGCGAGUCCCUGUUCCACCGGCCACCGCCCACCCCCGCCGGCGGGCUGCCCCCCGCGCCGUCCCGGCUGCACGUCUCCGCCCCGGACCUGCGCCUCUGCCGGGCCCCCGACAGCGACACGGCCUCGUCGCCGGAUUCGUCGCCCUUCGGCUCGCCGCGGCCAGGCCCCGACCGGCCCCGGCCGCGCUCGCUGUCCCGGGUGCAGGCGGGCUCUGCCGACACCAGCCCGUACGCCUCGCGCCGCGCGGGACCGCCCACGCCGCCCCUCUUCCACCUCGACUUCUUGUGCUGCCAACUGCGGCCGACCCAGGAGAGCGUGCUGCACCUCGAGCCCCGGGGAGGGCAGCUGCGGCUCUCCGCCGAGUACCCGGCCGGGCCCGGGCGGCUGCGGCUGCGCCUGGUGAGCGCCGAGGGCCUGCCGCGGUCUCGGGCCGGCCCUGGGAGCGGCGGCGGCGGCUGCUGCGUGGUGCUGAGGCUGCGGCCGCGCGUCCGGCCGCGGGGCCAGCGGAGCCGAGUGGUCAAAUGCAGCACCAACCCCAUCUUCAACGAGGACUUUUUCUUCGAUGGGCUCGGCCCGCCGGACCUGGCCGCCCACAGUCUGAGGGCCAAGGUGCUGGACAGGGGCGCAGGAUUCCGCAGGGACGUGCUGCUGGGGGAGUGUGAGACGCCCCUGAUUGCCCUGCUGCCGCCCUUGGGUGGUGGGCUCGGUCCCGGGGCCUCCCUGGUGCCUGCCCAUCUCAGCCUGUAGCCUGAAAGACUGUCUCUUCCUCAGGAGGGCUCCCCCGGGUCUGCAGUCUUCAUUCUUUCCAUCUGCCCAGCAUGUAUUUAUUUUUGCAAAUAAAAUAUCUGUCUCCCCUUGUUUGCACACUGCGCUCUCAGAUCUGCAGCCUGCUCUCCCCCCUCUGCCCUGGCCCUACAAGGGAUGGAGGAAGCUCAUUCA
Molecule: messenger RNA, 1840 nt
Organism: Cervus elaphus (red deer)
Lineage: Eukaryota; Metazoa; Chordata; Mammalia; Artiodactyla; Cervidae
Gene: C2CD4D
Product: C2 calcium dependent domain containing 4D
Exons: 2
Coding region: 608-1648 (346 amino acids)
Source: RefSeq, a predicted model, not a curated record